UUAUUCUGCCAUUGAAAACAGGUUGAAUUCUUGUCAUAUCACUGAGGAAGGUUUUGCUGAUCUGAGUUCAGCUCUGAGAUCAAACCCGUCUCAUCUGAGAGAGUUGGACCUGAGUGAGAAUGACAUUGGUCAUUUGGGAUUGAAGCAGCUUUCAGAUAUACUAGCCGAUCAUCAGUGUAACCUACAGAAACUGUGGUUGAUAUCUUGUCAAAUUGAAAAUGAAAGCUGUGCUUUUCUGAGUUCAGCUCUGAGAUCAAACCCGUCUCAUCUGAGAGAGCUGGACCUGAGUGGGAAUGACAUUCAAUAUUCAGGAAUACAGCAGCUUUCAUAUCUACUCACUGAUUUUCAGUGUAAACUGGAAAAACUGAGGUUAAUAUGUUGUCAUUUUAGUGACAUGAGUUGUGCUGUUCUGAGUUCAGCUUUGAAAUCAAACUCGUCUCAUCUAAGAGAACUGGACCUGAGUGGGAACUACAUUUCAGGAUUGAAGAAACUUCCAUCUUUACUAAAAUGUUCUCAGUGUAAACUGAAGAAACUGGGGUUGAGAUCUUGUUAUCUCAGUGACAAAGCUUGUGCUGAUCUGAGUUCAGCUCUGAGAUCGAACCCGUCUCAUCUGAGAGAGCUGGACCUGAGUGGGAAUAAAAUUAAAGAUUCAGGAAUGAAGCAGCUUUCAGCUCUACUGAAACAUCCUCAGUGUAAACUGGAGAAACUGUGGUUGAGAUAUUGUUAUAUCAGUGACAAAGGCUGUGCUUUUCUGAGUUCAGCUCUGAGAUCAAGCCCGUCUCAUCUGAGAGAACUGGACCUGAGUGAAAAUAACAUUACAGAAUCAGAAAUGAAACAGCUUUCAGAUCUACUAAAAGAUCCUCAGUGUAAACUGGAGAAACUGUGGUUGAGAUAUUGCCGAAUUAAAAAGGAAGCUUGUGCUGUUCUGAGUUCAGCUCUGAAAUCAAACCCGUCUCAUCUGAGAGAACUGGACCUGAGUGAGAAUUACUUUACAGAUUCAGGAACGAGGCACCUUUCAGAUCUUCUAGAAGAUCCACAGUGCAAACUGGAGAAACUGGGGUUGAGAUCUUGUGAUAUCAGUGAUGGAGGUUGUGCUGGUCUGAGUUCAGCUCUGAGAUCAAACCUGUCUCUGAGAGAGCUGGACCUGAGUGGGAAUAACAUCACAGAAUCAGGAGUGAAGCAGUUUUCAGAUCUACUAAAAGAUCCUCAGUGUAAACUGGAGAAACUGUGGCUGAAGUGCUCAAACAAGUAUGGAAACUUUGAUUUCCUGAGGUCACACAAGUCAAGAGAAAAUCGAGUGUGAGAGAGUGACAGAGAACUUGAGAUAUUUUUUGAAAGGCUUGACAUAAAACUGACUUCAUUAUAUCAGGAGUGCAGUUUCGGUGAUCAGAUGUUCUACAUUGCAGUUAAUCACAUGCUGUGUCAUCCAUCAUGGCUUUCUUCGGUGAUUAUUUUAGUUUUUGCAUAUUAAUUGAAUCAAUAAUAUUGUCAAGGACCAUUGUUUAUGGUGCUGGCACUGAGUGUUAAUCUGAAUGGAGGCAGAGUUUAGGGGUAUAUUCUUAAUUUCACUUAAAUUUGGAUUUGUUUCGCCCAUAUAGCUAAUGAAUGGCUUCAGAAGGCUUAUAAUACAUGAAGUGCUUUAAAAUCAUUUUUGGAUCUUGGCAGUUGGUUGGCUCACUGGGGCUUGUAGGUCUCUCACAACAUCUUUUCAUGGCCCAUUUAAAAUAUU
Messenger RNA from Pimephales promelas (fathead minnow), 1729 nucleotides. The record is from RefSeq and is a predicted model, not a curated record. Lineage: Eukaryota; Metazoa; Chordata; Actinopteri; Cypriniformes; Leuciscidae.